Molecule: messenger RNA, 2873 nt
Organism: Erinaceus europaeus (western European hedgehog)
Lineage: Eukaryota; Metazoa; Chordata; Mammalia; Eulipotyphla; Erinaceidae
Gene: RXRB
Product: retinoid X receptor beta
Exons: 10
Coding region: 178-1776 (532 amino acids)
Biological process (GO): positive regulation of transcription by RNA polymerase II; response to retinoic acid; cell differentiation
Cellular component (GO): nucleus; RNA polymerase II transcription regulator complex
Molecular function (GO): retinoic acid-responsive element binding; nuclear receptor activity; nuclear steroid receptor activity
Source: RefSeq, a predicted model, not a curated record
AAGAUGGCUGCCACAGCGGCGCUGUCAUUUUGCUACAGAGCAAAGCGAAGCUCUUAAUUCGACCCCGUUCAGGCCAGAGUCUUUCUCUGGGGUGCCCUAGUGCUCAAUUAGUCCCCCGGCCAAUCCUUGGGAACUCCUGGUCUACCUCUUCGCUGUCCGCACACUCACCCAGGAGUUAUGUCCUGGGCUUCCCGCCCGCCCUUCCUCCCCCAGCCGCAUGCCGCAGGGCAGUGUGGGCCAGUGGGGGUGCGAAAAGAAAUGCAUUGUGGGGUCGCGUCCCGGUGGCGGCGGAGACGGCCCUGGCUGGAUCCCGCGGCGGCGGCGGCCGGACAACAACAAACCCCGGAGCCGGAACCGGGGGAGGCUGGACGGGACGGGAUGGGCGACAGCGGGCGGGACUCCAGAAGCCCAGACAGUUCCUCUCCAAAUCCAAUUCCCCAGGUGGCCCCUCCCCCCUCCCCUCCAGGAGCACCCCUCCCCCCUUCAGCAGCCUCAUCCCUUGGAGGCUCUGGUGUCACACCCCCACCCUCCAUGCCACCACCCCCCUUGGGCUCUCCUUUCCCAGUCAUCAGCUCUUCCAUGGGGUCCCCUGGUCUGCCCCCUCCAGCUCCCCCUGGAUUCUCCCGGCCUGUCAGCAGUCCCCAGAUUAACUCAACAGUGUCGCUCCCCGGGGGUGGGUCUGGCCCCCCUGAAGAUGUGAAGCCACCAGUCUUAGGGGUCCGGGGCUUGCACUGUCCACCCCCUCCAGCUGGUUCUGGGGCCGGAAAACGGCUAUGUGCAAUCUGCGGGGACCGAAGCUCAGGCAAACACUAUGGUGUUUACAGCUGUGAGGGCUGCAAAGGCUUCUUCAAGCGCACCAUCCGUAAGGACCUGACCUACUCAUGCCGGGACAAUAAGGACUGCACAGUGGACAAGCGUCAGCGGAACCGCUGUCAGUACUGCCGCUACCAGAAGUGUUUGGCCACUGGCAUGAAGAGGGAAGCGGUACAGGAGGAGCGUCAGCGGGGAAAAGACAAGGACGGAGAUGGGGAGGGGGCUGGGGGAGCCCCUGAGGAGAUGCCUGUGGACAGGAUCCUAGAGGCUGAGCUUGCUGUGGAACAGAAGAGUGACCAGGGCAUUGAGGGUCCUGGGGGAACCGGGGGUAGCGGCAGCAGCCCAAAUGACCCUGUGACUAACAUCUGUCAGGCAGCUGACAAACAGCUAUUCACACUUGUUGAGUGGGCGAAGAGGAUCCCCCACUUUUCUUCCCUGCCUCUGGAUGACCAGGUCAUAUUGCUACGGGCAGGCUGGAACGAACUCCUCAUUGCCUCCUUCUCCCACCGAUCCAUUGAUGUCCGAGAUGGCAUCCUCCUUGCCACAGGUCUUCAUGUGCACCGAAAUUCAGCCCAUUCCGCAGGCGUGGGAGCCAUCUUUGAUCGGUCCCUCUCCAGGGUGCUGACAGAGCUAGUGUCCAAAAUGCGUGACAUGAGGAUGGACAAGACAGAACUUGGCUGCCUGAGGGCAAUCAUUUUAUUCAAUCCAGAUGCCAAGGGCCUCUCUAAUCCUAGUGAAGUGGAGAUUCUGCGGGAGAAAGUAUAUGCAUCACUGGAGACGUAUUGCAAACAGAAGUACCCCGAGCAGCAGGGACGGUUUGCCAAGCUGCUGCUACGUCUUCCUGCCCUCAGAUCCAUUGGCCUUAAGUGUUUAGAGCAUCUGUUUUUCUUCAAGCUCAUUGGCGACACUCCCAUUGACACCUUCCUCAUGGAAAUGCUUGAGGCUCCACACCAGCUGGCCUGAACCUUGACAUGGUGCACUCAUGCUUGAGGAGUACAUACCCAAGAGGGACUUCAAAUCUUGGGGCAGAGUGGGGAGUGAACAUGUUCCUAGAAUCUUGGUGGGAUGGAGAGUACAGGGCAGAACCAAGAUCUCUAAGGGACUCCAUAAACCCUCCAAGGGGUUUACAGGUCAGAAGGGAUCCUAGACCCUUGUGAAGGCUGGACCUCUCCAGUGGCCUUGAGUCUCGGGAUUAGAGUCUCCCAUGAGUUCAGGUGAUCGCUUGCCUCCUGCUGAGAAGAUCUCUCCUUCCCCCAACACAAAGCACUGGCCUUGCUCCCAGGAAUUUUCUUCCUUCUCAACUUGUCUCACAUAGCACCUCACUUGAAGAGUGAAAAUCCCCCAGCAAUGGAUAUAGGGGGGCAGGCCCCCCAAACUGAUGAACAUGGAAGUAGAGCUCUGACAGGCCUUCUUCUAAACAAGCUUGGCAAAUGUUGGAAGAAGCUAUGUUGGAAGAGGGAGAGGCCCUGUCAUUCUCUCAUGUCCAGAGUCCCCUCACAAUUUCACCUCCUUCUGCAGUCAGAUUGAGAAAUAUUAGGUGAUGGUGGUAGAGGGGCAGGCGGAGAUGUAGAAACUGAUCUAUUUUUAACUUCCUCUAAGUAUAGAGAUUUGUAGUUAGACUCAAAGAAGUACUGUAUGUUCCCAGGUUGACUAAAACUCGCCAGUGGUGGAGGUGGUGUUGGGCAGGGCAAAGUCCUGUGGUGAUCUGUCCCUGGGGCUCUUGAAGCACUGGCCUUCCCUACACCCCUCUUCCAUCUAUUACAGUCUAACUGGGGAAGGGGCUUAGGCUGAGGGGGCAGGCCAGGGUAGGGGAUAACUGGUGUGUAGUUCCCAAGCCCUUCCCACCACAACCCUCCUUGAACACUGGAUACACACAGUGUAGUCUGGAGGCACAGGAUCCUGACCUGAGAAUUGAGGGGAGAUAGCCAUCCUGCCGAGAUGGGGUGCUAGGGCUGCAUGAUUUUUUUUUUUUUUUUUUUUUGCCCUGCAGCUCUCUCCUUUCCCCUCACAUUUACUCACAUAAAAUCGCUUUCAAAUUAAAAUAAUCGCUGUUUUCUGCA